Panicum virgatum (switchgrass) is the source of this 2218-nucleotide messenger RNA. RefSeq lists its product as uncharacterized. NCBI's taxonomy places the organism in Eukaryota, Viridiplantae, Streptophyta, Magnoliopsida, Poales, Poaceae. The transcript has 5 exons. The record is from RefSeq and is a predicted model, not a curated record. Bases 353 to 682 code for a protein of 109 amino acids.
CCCCCGCGUUCCCGGCCCUUCGUCUCGCAGUUUCCGGUUUCCCUCGCGCUCACCGUUCCCCCUGACUCGUUGCCCAACCACUGCCUCCGAACCCUGGCACCGCCGCGUGCUCUCGGUGUCGAUCUCCGCAUCCCCACGCCAUGACGAGCUCUCGCGCCGCCUUCGCAACCAGCUCCGGCCUAGCACGCCCCUCGAUGAGGCCCGCCUGCGCCCGGUGAUCUGAUUUGGUCCAAUUGGGCGAGCGCUCGGUGACGCGGUCUCCGAUAGAAGCAAAGAGGGAAUCGAUUCGUCGCCGGGCGUCCUCCUCCUCGGCCAACCAGGAUGGUGUAUCGAACAGGUCAAGAGUCAAGACAUGUCAGAUCCAGCAUUUCUAUCUGAAGCCCAGCCCACAACAAUUGAAGAUUUGAAUACUGUCCCUUCUGUGAGGGAUGAUUUGUGUGAAUCAUAUGAAGAGUUUGAGGGUUCAACCACACAGUCUGCCACUGUGGUACAAGAGCCUUUCUGGGAGAUGCAAGCCCUUAAUACUGGUGCUCAGCUGCACCUUAAUCCGACUUCCCGGAUCCAAAGGUCAGGGGCCCGGUGCCCCAGUGGUAGGUCCGAAGCCAGCGCAGCAUCUUUGACCUCAGCAGCUGUUGUGUUGACAUCUUCGGUGAGGUGCUGGCAUGCUCUUAUCGUGGUCUAAGCAGUCCAAAUCAACUUAACAUGCCAACGAGCAUGUUUGGCCUGUGGAAAAGAAGGUUAUUCGCUCGGUUCGGCACAUCAUGUAAACCUAGCUUAGGUCCACCUUGUUUGGCGCUGGCAAUACAAAGUAUAUGUUUCAGAAAAUUCAUAAGGUACUAAUACUUCAGGAUGUAUAAGAAUUUAAGCCCCUGAAAAAAGACAGCCGGUAAACGCCUUGUUAUUGCAAGAAUUUAUAUGUAUGCUGUGGAAUAUGAGGGCACCCAAAGGAACAAAAAUAGAAGUGAGAUCACUUGUCGCUGCAUUGCUGUUAAUUGCGACUAUUUUCAGUACAAACACUUAAGUGGCAAGGAAGCAAGGAAUCUUGCUGACUUGCUUUUCAACAUUGCAUCUGGUAAGUCCCAUUGCUUUUGAGUUAAGCAGUCACAACUAGUUAAUUCUGUUUUACUUUUCACAGCAUAAACUUUCUAUGCUAAAACUUGGUUACUCAAUAUCGUAGUAGAACAUAUUGUUCAGGAAAAUGUCUAGUAGAACAUAUGCACAUGCGAGGCUCAGCGGUAUCGUGUUUUCUCCAUGUCAUUUUCAACUGGUUUGGCAGAACUAUCCAAAAUUAGCAAUUAGCCUUCAAAGAAAACUGGACCAAAAGAAACCAAAUAUACCGGACUCAUCCAAAAGUGGACAAUGGACUUACUAGUUUGGACCAAAAGAAACCAAAUAUCAAGAACGCAAAAUCCUGUGAUGCUAAGUUUCUCAUUAUCCCUACUUUAUCUGUCUCUCAAUUUUCUUGGAGGGCAUUCAUUACAUCCUUAUCUGCCUCUCAUGGUCUCAUCUCUUGCAGCAUGGGCCUCACAAUUUCAUGAAAAGAAAUCCUUGGCUUCUGGAAGUUGGAGGCGACAGAAGCCACGUGAGUACGUGACCGUCCAUACCCACAACUUCUCAGGAGUCUACAAGCUCAUGUCCUCCAUUAAAUCCGUCAGGUUUGAAAAAUGACUCUUUAAGUCCAUACAUGGCAGCUAUGCGUUGCUGCUAGAGCCAAGAACAACACAAAAGCUUCACACACAACAGGAGGCAAGUACACCUCCAAUUGAAUGGCAAACAAACAUAAAGGAAUGAGCAUUAGAUGCAACAUUAGUUUUUCUGCAUGCAAGCAUUCUUUUCCGGUAUAUUCUAGCCAUGAAGUUAAUCCUGCCUUUUUUCCUCCUGAAUAUAGAAUAUUCUCUAGCCAAAUAUAUCAAUUGCUGCUCCAUAAUUGUAAUUAGCUGAAGAAAACUUAAGAUUUUGGUUUCAUGAUACUCAUUAGUUUAUGCUGGGUUUUAAGCUUGAAAUUUAUGAAAAUGCUGCACUAGAACUAGAAGGGAGGAGAGGUCACUAGCUAAAUUCUCUAUUGCUUUAAGUGAACAUCAAAUUACAAUCUUGAGGAAAGCUGAGAGAAAUUUUGAUUGGUUAAUCUUGUUGCUCGAGAGGUCAAGUAACAAGGCAAAAUUGUAGCUACAAAGCAUGCACAGUACCAGCUCCUUUCAAUUGAUCCCCCAACUAUGAA